ACAAACUUGUGAUUUUGAUGCUUGUUGUGUUUUUAAUAUUUUACGAUAUCUAUCUGCUCAUGGUUUUGUAUUAACUCUUCAAACCUUAUUUCUGUUAGCACGUUUGUAUAGGAAAAAUCAACGAUGUUUUGGAAAUGUAAUAUGGUAGCAACAUCCAACGUCGACACGUUACUUGACGACGAGGAUGUUACCCUUCAUAAACUAAUGGAGGAAGAAGAUCUAUUGCAAGAGUGCAAGGGCCUGAAUAAUAAGCUGAUAGUCUUCCUUGUUCAGCCAGAGGUGCUACACGAAUUGGUGGAUCUUAUUAUAACAGAACCACCAGAAGGAGAAGUAGAGACAAUGAGAUAUAAAUACGCAAACCUGGCCUGUGAGCUGUUGACAUGUGAUGUGUCUAAGAUGAACGAAGUUCUUUCCUCUAGCAUAGAUGUGCUAGACAAAUUAUGCACAUUCAUCAGACAGCAGUCACCACUGAAUCCUCUCCUCGCCAGUUUCUUUAGCAAGACACUUGGAAUUUUGGUGCUGCGAAAGUCAGAGACGAUGCUAAAGUAUAUUAGUGGCAGGGAAAACAUGAUUGACGAAGUGCUGCAACAUCUUGACAAGUCUGCUAAUAUGGACCUAGUUCUGCGAUUUGCAACAUGUGCAGAACCUCACAAUAUCCGAUGCUUGUACAAAGAGUGGUUGAAUGAACAGAAAUUGGUGCCGAAACUUGUCAGCCUAAUCGAACCUAAAAGUUCAGAACAGAUGCAAUGCUAUGCUUCUCAGGCUGUCUGUGAUAUGGUAAUAUCAUUGCGAGACCAGAAGACUCACAGUGACAAAGACAGUACGGAUACUUUUCCAUUGCUGUCAGUGCUGGAAUCAGAGAGCACUGCUUCACAGCUGUUGGAUCAAAUGUUCUCAGGGUCAAUCACAGAACUAACUUUAGUACAUGGAAUAAGCGUGUUUCUUGCGAUAUUUGAUACUUCCAAACCAAAUUCGGCAGAUGUUGAGCAGGAGGCAGCUCUUCAAGAGAAGUUCGAGUCUACUGUAGCGGACAUAACAGGAGCAGUGGAGGCCCUUAUUCCACGGCUACACAACCUACACAACGUACUGGAAGAGCCACCUGCUCUUAUGCCAAUGAUAACGACGAUAGGAACACUUGAUCCACCGUUUGGAUCUGCACGACUUCAAGUGGCAAAGCUUGUCUCCGCCAUCAUAGAGAUUAAUGAACCAAGGAUAGAUGCCGAACUUGCCAGGCUUGGUACACUUGAUGUGUUACUGGACCUGUUCUUUAAAUACGAGUGGAAUAACUUUCUGCACACUCACGUCGAACACAGCAUACGUUCUGUGUUUGCAGCCCCACCCUUGGAAGGAGACACAGUCCUAGGACACCCUCUAAUACAGCAUCUUUUCAGUGGGUGUCGCUUGAAACAGAGGAUAUUGGAGUCAUUUGAAAAAUGUGACAGCGGUUGCCGCAGGCCUGGUUACAUGGGGCAUGUGAUUAAAAUAGCAAAUGAUAUUGCAAGUUUUCUAGAGGCAGAGUCAAGCGAAGAACUAGUCAAGAGCUUUGAAACAGGUACCCUUGCAGACAGUGUGCAGAAAUGGCAAGAAUUUGUGGCUGGACCACUCACUGAUAUCAAUAAGAAGCAAGCCCCUGAUAUAAUAACAGGACCGAUGCUACACACCAGUUUGGAUGGUGACUUUUCAAAUGCAGAUUUUCCUCAUGAAACAGCCUUCCAACAGGCAUUUGAAAGACAUCGCCUGCAGCAAAUGACUGACAACUUCUUGGCGAGGUUUGCUUUCAGGAAUGAAAACUUAUCCAUUCCAGAUGAGGCAAUGAGUGCGCCUCUAGAUGGAAGGUUGAACAAGAUCAAACUGGUUAGGUCUGAUGCAGUGGACAUGCAAGGUGAUGCUGCCCUGUUUGAAAAGAUAUCCAGCCAAAAGAGUCGGUCUUUCGGUGAUGGUAGCGAUGAUGAUGAUGAUGACGAUGAUGAUGAUGAUGGCUGGGAGUUCAAGGACGGCAGUGGGAACGUGUUUCUGAGCGCAGCAGCUGAAACUGAGCGGAGUGUUGACAAGCUGCCCUUGGAGCAGGAACCUGAGGGAUCUGGAAGCAGCUCUGAAGAAGAGGAGAACUCUGGUCCAAGGAAAAUAGUCUCAGCUUCACCUGUAGCUAAAGGAGAUCUUAUUGGUCCCGCCGCGACAAAUGACCAAGGCUGGGCGAACUUUGAUUUGGCACCAGCAUCAUCAUUUGGGACAGUGUCAGAUGACCCGAAUCUGUGGGACACAGCGCAGAAUCCUGCACCAGAUGUGUUUACAUCAGAUGCCUGGGACAUAGAUAGUGAGCCAGCUCCAUGGAAAUUUGAAGCAGGAGAUGAAGAUUCUACAGAAGGAUGGGCAGACUUUUCUGGAUUCAGCUCAACUAUCCCCUGCGCCAACUUGACGAGCACUGAAACAACAUCUGAUGAAACGUCAGCAAGCAGCACUACCGAUGCAGCUCCAGCAGCAGUAGUGGACAGCUCUUCGUCAUCAGAGAAUUCAGCAGGAUAGUGAUCAGUGCUUUCACAUGUAUAUGUAUAAGGGAACAUCCAAUGUUUGAGAGUGCACACCUCGAAUUAACCAGUGGCCACGACGUGGGUGUUCUACCCAUCUGUGUAGAAUAAUGAGUGCUAAACCUAAGGCUUUAUAUAUUAUAGUCAAGCAGGUGUUGUUGAUAGUAUAUUCUUGUAAUCUGUUAAGAUAUAUAAUGUAGCGCAAACCCAAGGCUGUGUCAUGCGUUGUCCUUCUGUAUAGAGGCCACAUCCUUGCUAAUGUGUGUUGGACUGCUUUGUCACAGGGCUAGACAAGAAUUUGUUCUAUCCAUAUUUAAUGUGUUUCUUAAUUUCAUGAAAUGAAAGGCUACGUAUGCAAUGACGUUAGUGUCGGUACCAUUUACUGUUCGUGAUAUCUCAGUAAGGAAUGGUCAUGCCCAGUUAGUAUGCAUGAUACAGCUACGAUUACACUAGAUUAUGGUAGAAAGACAGUCCCAUUCAAACGUCGAUUGCAUUAGUAAAAAGUCAGAUGGCCAAACUCCCAAAGGUCACACAUAUCACUGUAAUUUUUAAUCUGAUAAAGAAAUAUUUGAGAAACCCACUGCAAAACCUAGUUUUGAUGACCAAUCAUUUUGUAUUACUUUAUUUAAAACAAUUUGUUCUAUUGGUAGGAUAUAUUAGGUGUGUUAAAAGUAGUUAAUUACUGAAAUUUUGUUUCAAAAUAGGGAUAAACUUAUCUCGAAUCGUUAGACAGUUUACUAACAUGACAAUGCUAAUUUCACACAAAAACAGGCCGGUAGUGGUCCAGAGACAUAAUUUACAGAUCAAUUUUUCUUUAAUCUUGCUAUACUAUAAACAGGUGUGAUGGCAGGAGACAUGUUUUUUUUUCAGUUGAUCCACACUGUCAAUUACACACACAACAGUCAAUCAAUACUUUUUCUUUGUCAUGUGUAUGUGCAAUAAAUUGUGUCUUUUGGUAUCCACAGUAAAUUAUUUAUGAAAGUAAAAAUGGAAGGUUGUUUGCUAUGUAGCAUAUGUACCAUGCCCAAGUUUAAAAUAUUGCCCCAUAUGGUAAUUUUAAAUGGCAACUACUGAUCUAUUUUAUAGUCUUGGUGAUUCUUGUUAUCACUAGGAUAUGGACACCUAUUAGUUUAUCAUGGUUUACUCAAACUGUUGUGAAAUAUGCCUUAAUGGUGAUGUGUGUAUAGUAAAAACGAAGAAAUUUGUGAUGUGUUUACAUACAUUAUUAGCUAUUGAAUAUAAUUAGGCUAAGGUUACUGUGCAUGUCACAUUGGUGCAGUGUCUAUUGGCAGCUUUUAAAUGUAUAAGAAAGCUGUAACGAUGCAGUAGCAAUUUCAGAGGGAUGUAAUAUAGCAAUAUAUGUUUUUAGAAAUGAAACAUGAAGUUAAGCAUUUUAUUGUCAUCUAUUUGGCAUAUAAUUCUUAGCUAGAUAGGCGUAUGAGCAAGUACUUGGGCAGGCUUGAUGUGUGAGGAUAUAAGCAGAAUUGGCCGUUAGUAGUCUUUCAUAACAGUCGUCCGAUUAGCAAUUGAAAUUCAACUUGUCAAAUAAUUGAAUUUUGUAAUCUAUUUUAGUAAGCAGUAAUGGGCACAAGUUGCCCUCUCCACUGCCCUAUGCUAUUUUUGUCUAUACAAUUAUGUCAUUCUCCUCUUCCAGUAUAAUUGUAGUGUGUUAUCAUUUUCCUGUCACGUUUCAUUUCCCCACCUUAUCUGCUUAUCGUCAUCUUUUUAACGGUUGUUUAGCGGUUUUCAGUAAUGAUAUGGCAGUGGUAGAAACUGCAUAGAAAUCUUGCACAAAAUUUCCAUAGUACCGGGAUUCCUACGGUGUAUAUGUCUAUGCUGUAUGUCAUGAUGCCUCUCUUCAUGUACAAUACUUUCAUAAUAUUACAGUAAGGCUUAACACAGAGCACUAAGCUGCAAAUAUAAGAUAUGAUCAUGUGUUGGAGAAUAACUAUAUUGUACAUACAGCAUGUAUUCUUAAAUGAUAAUAGAGUAAUAAGUAUGAAAUGUACAGUAAA
Messenger RNA from Priapulus caudatus, 4540 nucleotides. RefSeq names its product serine/threonine-protein phosphatase 6 regulatory subunit 3-like. The transcript has 20 exons. Gene Ontology annotation, cellular component: nucleus; cytosol. Gene Ontology annotation, molecular function: protein phosphatase binding; protein phosphatase regulator activity. The coding region runs from base 124 to 2523 and encodes 799 amino acids. Lineage: Eukaryota; Metazoa; Priapulida; Priapulimorpha; Priapulimorphida; Priapulidae. The record is from RefSeq and is a predicted model, not a curated record.